AUGAAGAUCUUUGUCUUCACCUUUAUCAUGGCUCUCCUGGUUGCCAUGAUUAGUGCUGAUUCUUCUUCAUCAGAAGAGAAACGUGGUUACUAUAGAAACAGAUAUCGUGGAGGAUAUUAUCCAUAUCCACAGUAUCCACCCAGUUACCCACCAGCAUAUCCACAGCCAUAUCCGUAUCCAUAUCCAUAUCCAUAUGCAGGAAAUUAA
This is a messenger RNA of Pipistrellus nathusii (Nathusius's pipistrelle), 207 nucleotides long. The record is from the annotation of a GenBank genome assembly. NCBI's taxonomy places the organism in Eukaryota, Metazoa, Chordata, Mammalia, Chiroptera, Vespertilionidae.